AUGAUUCUUGAAUCUUUUUCUCAAGUUACAUCCCGUGAUAAUGCUAUUUUAGAACUACCGUACUAUCCAGGACUUAAAUUAGAAGCAAGCUAUAAUUUAGGAAAUGACGCAUACUUCCAUUCUUAUGUUUCUUUCCGACCAUUAAAAAUUAGUAUUGUUCCUGGACCAAACGGACAGUAUAACUCAAUUCAAAAUCAAACAGCAGUUGCAUACACAACCUUUAAAAAGACAAUCAACAAAAAUAUUUAUCUUCUUACACUUGGUAACCAAAAUUCAUCAUUUUCUCUCUAUUUUAAACAAAUUCCUAAGGUUAACAUCAUGAGCAGAUUCCAAAUUGGCGAUGGUAUGCUCAGUCCUGCGAUUAAAUUUUCAUAUCUUGGUAAAUACAUUCAUCCUGUCAUCCAAAUAAGCGGUGCCGCACAAAAAUUAAUUGAUGUACAAGCUAAUGACUUCAAGUUUUACAACUUCUCUUUAGUUAAUUCGAUGCAAAUUUCAACAACAAUUGGUAGACCAGAUUUAAUGCUUGGUGUUCAGUACAUAAAGUCAUUAAGACAGCAAGGAGUUUACUCUCUUUCUACUUUUGUUCGCAAUGAAAACGAGAAAAGAGUAUUAUCGCUAUCUUUUGUCAAAGAAGAUGUUUCAUUUGUUGCUUUACAGUAUAUUAGAAAGCUAAAGAACUGGAAUUUUGGUAUUUCAUACGCAAUUUCGACAGCUUUGUUACCUUAUCUUACAAUUGCUUCAACUGUUGAACUUGGUCGCUCUAAAGUACAAACCAAUGUUUCUGAUAAGUUGAUCAGCUCAUUAUACUCUUACAAAGUUUCUGAUAACAUGAAUUUCGAAAUUUGUGGAACUCUCAACCACAAAGCGAAAUCAUACACGAUUGGACUUGGAUUUGUAUUUAAUCCAGAUGACUUUGUUUCUACAUAA
This is a messenger RNA of Trichomonas vaginalis G3, 927 nucleotides long. Its product is annotated as porin domain-containing protein. The coding region runs from base 1 to 927 and encodes 308 amino acids. The record is from RefSeq and is a predicted model, not a curated record. The transcript has a single exon. NCBI's taxonomy places the organism in Eukaryota, Parabasalia, Trichomonadida, Trichomonadidae.